AUGCUCGACGGAGACCUCGUCUUCCAGCGCGCGACGGCGUUGCAGAUCACCAAGCACUUGGAGAACAGCAGCCAAAUGUGGGCAGCCCCUCUCCCCAAGGGCAUCUACAUAGGCCUACAGCGGCAGUUGGCGGAGGCGGAAGCCAGCAAGGCCAACGCGGCGUACUGGGUCCUGUUCCACAAGGACGAUGCCGAGACGGUCAUCGCGAGCUGCACUACAUACAUGCGUCAGGCGCUCAUCAACGAGGGGCACGGCAUGAUGGCGGUUCAAGCCGCCGUCGUGACCGACAUCGUGACGCUUCCCGAGUAUCGGAUGCUGGGCAUGGCGACGCAGCUGCUCAAGAAGGUUCAGCAGAGGCUCGACGAGUGCCCGACGCGGGUCGAAUUCAGCAUCGUCUGGAGCGACCUGCGGCCCGAGUUCUUCGACAGGCUUGGCUGGAAGCAGCAGGCGGCGACACAGCUUCGCAUCGUCCUCGGCAAGGCAGCCGUCGUCGAGGUGCCGGCGGAGACGAAGGAGUUGUCGUACUCGAACGUCGACGACUUCGCCUUGUGUUCCCGUGAGAGCCUCAACGCGGCCAAACUCCGGCUGUCGGCGAUGCGGGCGAAGGGCAAGACGUGGGCGCAGCUGCUGCCGACGCAGAAUCUCAUGCGCUGGCACGCCAUGCGCGGCCUUUUAACCCAAUCGGCGCUGUCCAAGGGGGCCGAUGAAGGGCGGAAACGUCACGGCGCUUCGUUUGCGAACGCAGAGAUCAGGGACAACGUGUGCUGGGCGUGGUGGGUGCCCGACUUUCGAGCCCGAAAGCUAUUCGUCGGCCGCAUCUUCACGACGCGCCUCCACAACAUGCAGAGGGAGAUCAAAAGCUUGCUUCACGUCGCCGCCGGUGAGGCACUCUCAAUGGCUCUUCGUGAGGUCGUUGUUUGGGAGCCGACCGAGCAGGUCAUCGGUGCUGCCAUGCAGCUUGCUGAUGAGAUCGGCAAGCACGUCCGGAGCGUCGUCGAAGAGCGCUCCGACAUGAUUCCUUGCCUUCGCUGGCACGGCGGCGAAGAAAGGCAAGGCGGCCUCGUGGACGGCCAGUUUUACGGCUGGUCGUAG
Molecule: messenger RNA, 1092 nt
Organism: Drechmeria coniospora
Lineage: Eukaryota; Fungi; Ascomycota; Sordariomycetes; Hypocreales; Ophiocordycipitaceae
Exons: 1
Coding region: 1-1092 (363 amino acids)
Source: RefSeq, a predicted model, not a curated record